Messenger RNA from Lecanosticta acicola, 648 nucleotides. The record is from the annotation of a GenBank genome assembly. Lineage: Eukaryota; Fungi; Ascomycota; Dothideomycetes; Mycosphaerellales; Mycosphaerellaceae.
AUGGCUUCCGCACGGGAAGAGAGAGUUGAGAACAUCGCGGCGGAUGGGGAUGUGAUUCUAGAAGCGAAAUGGUUCGGUCCUUUCAGCACUACACCUCUUCUAGUGAAGCUUCGGGUUUCUUCCGCCGUUCUGAUGAGGAGCUCGAAGGUAUUUGCAGCGCUGCUUGGACCACAUUUUCGAGAAGGCCAGGCUCCACGAAGCGUGGCCUCCCCACUGGUGAUCCCUCUUCCGGAAGACAGGUCAUCUGCCAUGAAAGACAUGUGCUUGAUGCUACACGGAAUCGCACCUCCUGGUAUUGACUCUGCAGACCCUGGCCGGGUGUUGGCGCUCGCUCGAGUGGUAGAUAAAUACGCAUGCGGCCCACAGCUUCGACUGCAGAUUACGGCAGUGCUCUACCAUUGGCUGGAGAACAUCAGCGACGAACACAUGUCAGAUAUCGAUUUGGAGAGGUUUGGCGCACCUUUGCACUUGAGCACCUUGUGGCUGCAGCCUACCUCUUCGACAGCAACCAUUUCUUUCACAAAGCCACUCGGCGUCUGGCGAUUGAAAGCAAAGGACUCCGCGGGCCCGAACACGCGCGUGAACUUAUCCCAGAGAUCGUCUGGAGUCAGUAUGAAUCUUGCCCCUUGCCCUUUGUUCCUGGUCUAA